This is a messenger RNA of Oncorhynchus kisutch (coho salmon), 1067 nucleotides long. RefSeq names its product ATP synthase F(0) complex subunit C3, mitochondrial-like. Lineage: Eukaryota; Metazoa; Chordata; Actinopteri; Salmoniformes; Salmonidae. The record is from RefSeq and is a predicted model, not a curated record. Gene Ontology annotation, biological process: proton motive force-driven ATP synthesis; proton transmembrane transport. Gene Ontology annotation, molecular function: proton transmembrane transporter activity. The coding region runs from base 164 to 583 and encodes 139 amino acids. The transcript has 5 exons.
CUCUACUGUGGUUCGACCUUCUACAGUCGGUAAGAGGGAUAUGUUAGGCAUUGUCCAUUGUAAAUCCUUUUUCAUCCUUCUUUAAAACAACACCUAGCACAACACAAAAAGACCCGGCUUCAAUCAAAUUUGACCGACCAGGUUAAAACAGACUAAAUUGAUCAUGUACGCCUGUGCAAAGUUCGUCUCCACGCCGGCUCUGGUCCGUGCUGGCUCCCGGGCUCUUUACAGACCCCUGUCUGCCUCUAUGCUGUCCAGGCCUGAGGUCAAUACAGAGAGAAACGUAGCCCUCAUGCCACAGAGCCCCUUCACCCAGGUAGCUCUCAGAGGCUUCCAGACCAGUGCUGUGAGCAGGGACAUUGAUACCGCUGCCAAAUUCAUUGGUGCUGGAGCCGCCACCGUCGGAGUGGCUGGAUCUGGUGCUGGAAUUGGAACAGUGUUCGGCAGUCUCAUCAUUGGAUAUGCCAGGAACCCAUCAUUGAAGCAGCAGCUCUUCUCCUACGCUAUCCUGGGAUUCGCCCUGUCUGAAGCUAUGGGCCUAUUCUGUUUGAUGGUUGCUUUCUUAAUCUUGUUUGCUAUGUAAAAAAAAUCUGUCUAUAGAAACUGUAUUACAGAUGUGACUACAUAUUUUAUUGUGGCAACCAAAAUUGUUCUGUGUUGGUGUCAUGGAAAUGUACAUUUUCAAGUCUGUCCGACACUCUCAAAAUAACAGAAACAUGUAUUGUAAAAAAUGUAAGAAAUUGCAUAAUUAAAAUGCAUGUAUUUGACUAGUUGACAUAUGGCAGUAUGUUUUCUAUGUAAGGAAUCAUGUUUCACCACAAUCAAGACGCCAACUAGCUUCUAUUGAAUGUCAACGUGGGAUUAUACAAAGGAACUGCUUAGACGUAAUGUAAAUCAGUCUGGUGCAUUUGCCAUUUUCAGUGCAUCAUGUGUUUGCUUCUGUGGGUCCACAUUUAUGUUGUCGUUGGUUCAAGUGCAGGUCAAUAGCAUUCUGUAAGUAGGCAGCAAGUGGGCACUUGCUCUUGUAAAUGGAAUUAAAUAAAUCUAGACCACAUGAUUGUGCUAAA